AUGUCGGUGACAGGAGGUGGCCACAGAGGCUUUUAUUUCAAUACAGUCUUGUCACUGGCACGCUCUUUGGCCGUCCACCAACCCGCACCGGCCGAAAAGGUCCAGAAGCUACAAUGUAUGUGUCCAUUAGAGUCACGAGGUGUUUUCUCACUGGACGUACGCCGAGUCGAUGCUGUUGUAGCGCUGGCCGUCUUUCUAGUGGAGUCUGGCUUACAGCACAAAGACACCCUUGUUUCCUACUUACUGAGCCUACUGAGAGGCCUCCCACGUGUCCAGUGGAUUGAAGAGGGCUUGGGGAAAAAAGGAAAGGAGUUUCUGCCAGUCGCGGAAAACUUCAGCUUCUGUUUGGUGACUCUUUUAGCGGAUGUGGCUCAGCGGGACCAAGACUAUAGGCAAGAGAUAUUGAACACCAUCAUGGAUGUCAUGCAGUCAUUGCAGGACAUGUGCCAAACACCUGAUAACCAUGACAAAGUGUAUUUGUGCAGGUAUAUCAUUCCCAGCCUGUUCGGCAUGACCCGAGCAUUCGGCCGCUAUAGCAUCACGGAUGAAGCUCUAUUGUCCAAGUUGUUCCCCAAAGACUCGCCUCAGAGUCCUCGUGUUGCCGAGGAAACAGAAGGCACACGGCGUCGUUCUUUUAAUGACUUUCGUUCCAUUAUACCCACCUCUUUGAUGACCGUUUACCAGAGUGACACGUUGCGUCGACGCACAGCAGCCAACCCUGACUCUUCUGUUUUCGCAGACACAGGAGGACACUCACCCUGCUCUCCCAUCACACCGGGCUCAAAUUACCUUGAAGGUUCCUACCUCCCGGACAGCAGCACAGUGGAUCCUGACUAUUAUUUUUCCACAGUCAGCUCUAGUUUCUCUGUUUCUCCUCUCUUCCUGGGAGCAGGAGAAAAUGAGAUUGUUGUGCCGUUUGAUCUGCUCCGGCAGCUUCUCAGCAUGGUGAAGAUAUUUGUUUCUGAAUCAUUUUUGAAAACCCUUGAUGCCACCAUGGCAGAAGUGAUGGAGGCCAACCCUGGAAUCAACCUCUAUUACAAAACCUUCAGUGACCCUCUCUAUGUGUGUGUGUUCAAAAUGCUGAGAGACACACUAUACAACAUCAAUUCUUUACAAUCGGCAUUUGUGCGGGAAAUCCACGACUUUGUCUUGGAGCAAUUCAGCAGCAGUCAGUCUGAGCUGCAGCGGGUACUUCAUGACGCGGGGGGGCUGCCGGGAGAACAGAGCCCCCUCAAGCUUCGUUGCCAAGCCAACGCUGCCUGUGUGGACCUCAUGGUGUGGGCAGUCAAAGAUGAGCAAGGCGCUGAAAACUUGUGCAGCAAAUUGACUGAGAAGCUGCAGUCGAAAACCUCGAGUAAAGUCAUCAUUGCUCACAUGCCUCUGCUCAUCUGUUGCUUGCAGGGCCUAGGGCGUCUUUGUGAAAGGUUUCCUGUGGUGGCUCACUCUGCUACAACAUCUCUAAGAGACUUCCUGGUUGUUCCUUCCCCUGUUAUCACAAAACUCUACAAAUACCACAACCAGUACAGCACAGGCACUGGAGAAAUCAGGAUCAGUGUAACAAAUGAGCAUUCUCAGUCCACGGUCAACAUUUUGUCCAGCAAGAAGGACCAGCAGUCUAUGUAUGAGCAGCUCCGAGACAUUUCCAUCGACAACAUCUGCAGAUGUCUGAAAGCUGGUCUGACGAUGGACAAUGUGAUCGUGGAGGCCUUUCUCGCUAGUCUGUCCAAUCGUCUAUACAUUUCACAGGAAAAUGACAAAGAUGCUCACCUCAUCCCAGAUCACACCAUCCGGACGCUGGGCCACAUUGCCGUAGCUCUGCGAGACACGCCUAAAGUGAUGGAGCACAUCUUGCAGAUCUUACAGCAGAAGUUCUGCCAACCUCCGUCCCAGCUGGACGUACUCAUCAUCGACCAGCUGGGCUGCAUGGUCAUUACGGGGAAUCAAUACAUCUACCAGGAGGUGUGGAACCUGUUUCAACAAAUCAGUGUGAAGGCCAGCUCUGUGGUCUACUCUGCUACCAAAGACUCCAGAGAUCAUGGCUACAGGCACUGCUCUCUGGCUGUGAUAAAUGCUUUGGCAAACAUUGCUGCCAACCUGCAGGGGGAGCAGCUGGUAGAUGAACUCAUGGUGAAUCUUUUAGAACUUUUUGUCCAACUGGGCCUGGAAGGAAAAAGAGCUAGCGAGCGGGCGUCAGAUAAAGGGCCGGCACUUAAAGCAUCGAGUAGUGCUGGGAAUCUGGGUGUUCUCAUCCCAGUGAUCGCUGUGUUGACCAGACGACUGCCACCAAUCAAAGAAGCUAAGCCCCGCCUCCAGAAGCUGUUUCGGGACUUCUGGCUUUAUUCAGUGGUCAUGGGUUUUGCUGUGGAAGGAUCAGGUCUCUGGCCCAAAGAAUGGUAUGAGGGUGUUUGUGAGAUUGCCACAAAGUCUCCUCUCCUGACCUUUCCCAGUGGGGAGCCCCUUCGCUCCGAACUGCAAUACAACUCUGCCUUGAAAAACGACACAGUCACACCGGCGGAGUUGAGCGAGUUACGUGCAACCAUCAACAAUCUCUUAGACCCCUCUCCUGAUGCAUCAGCCCUUAUCAACAAGCUUGACUUUGCCAUGUCUACGUACCUGCUGUCAGUCUACAGAUUAGAGUAUAUGAGAAUGCUUCAUUCCAACGAUCCGGACCGCUUCCAGGUCAUGUUUCGCUAUUUUGAAGACAAGGCGAUUCAGAAAGACAAAUCUGGGAUGAUGCAGUGUAUUAUUUGUGUUGGCGACAAAGUGUUCGACGUCUUCCUCCAAAUGAUGGCUGACAAGCCAAAGACUAAAGAGCAUGAAGAGGAACUAGAGCGUCAUGCUCAGUUCUUGUUAAUUAACUUCAACCACACCCACAAGAGGAUCCGCAGGGUGGCAGAUAAAUAUCUAUCUGGUUUGGCUGAGACAUUCCCACAUCUGCUUUGGAAUGGUCGCGUGCUGAAGACCAUGUUAGAUAUUUUGCAGACCCUCUCGCUCUCACUGAGUGCAGACAUCCACAAGGAUCAGCCGUAUUAUGAUAUUCCAGAUACCCCGUACAGCAUCACUGUACCUGAUACAUAUGAAGCCAGAGAGAGCAUAGUAAAGGACUUUGCUGCUCGCUGUGGAGAGAUCCUAAAGGAAGCAAUGAAAUGGGCCCCCUCAGUCACAAAGUCCCACCUGCAGGAAUAUUUGAAUAAGCAUCAGAACUGGGUGUCAGGUCUGACCCAACACACUGGCUUGGCCAUGGCAACAGAGAGCAUCUUGCACUUUGCAGGCUACAACAGGCAGAGCACUACACUGGGCACUACUCAGCUGACAGAAAGACCAGCAUGCGUGAAAAAAGAUUACUCCAACUUCAUGGCGUCUCUCAAUCUGCGCAACCGAUAUACUGGAGAGGUCGCCGGUAUGAUCCAGUUUUCCGAGGCCACACACAGCCAAUCAGACUUGAACAAGCUGAUGAUUGAGCAGAUGAAGAGUGCACUGGACAGCCAAGAUUCAGAGGCUUUCACGCAGGCCAUGUUCAAGAUGGCAGCCUUGCUCAUAAUCACCAGAAACUGCAACCCUCAGCUCCUGCAUCAUCUGUGCUGGUCGCCCCUUAAGAUGUUCACCGAGCAUGGCAUGGAGACCGCAAUCGCGUGCUGGGAGUGGCUCCUGGCUGCACACGAUGGGGUUGAAGUGCCAUUGAUGCGUGAAAUGGCAGGCGCUUGGCAGAUGUCGGUGGAGCUGAAGAUAGGUUUGUUCUCCGUCACCAAGGUUGAGGCGGGCCCACUAGCAGUGUCUGAAGAAAGCCAACCCUCCCCCUGCGCGCCUGACGUCAUACCCCACUUUCUGUGGAUCGAGUUUCUUGUGCAGCGGUUUGAAAUAGCCAAGUAUAGCAGCUCAGACCAGGUGGAGAUUUUCACCACCAUCCUGCAGAGGUCGCUGUCUCUGAGCGUGGGAGGAGCCAAAAGCAACUUAAACACGCAUGUCGCUGCCAUCGGACCGAGAUUUAGACUUCUUACUCUGGGUUUAACUCUGCUGCAUGCUGACGUUGUGACAAACGCCACCAUCAAAAAUGUGCUACGAGAAAAGAUUUACUCCACAGCUUUUGACUACUUCAGCGUCAAUCCCAAAUUUCCCACUCAGGCCGAUAAGAGGUUGAGAGAAGACAUAAGCAUCAUGAUCAAGUUUUACACGUGCCUGCAAUCGGACAAAAAGUAUUUGGCUGCCAACCAACUGGUGCCCCCAGAUCCACAAGACAUCCGUAGUAACCUGGAUGCGGCGUUGGGUCAGAGGCAGCAGGUGGCUCAGGGAUGGAUUAACACAUACCCUUUGUCCUCUGGAAUGUCCACCCUUUCCAAAAAAUCAGGUCUCUCCAAAAAAAGCAAUAGAGGUUCUCAACUGCACAAGUAUUACAUGAAACGUCGGACCCUUUUACUGGCUUUACUGGCCAGUGAGAUCGAGCGGCUGACGACGUGGUACAACCCUUUGUCGACCCAAGAGCUCGCCAUCGCCACAGAGCAGUCUGUGGAGACAAGCAUUGCAAACUGGCGGUCCAAAUACAUUAGUUUGACAGAGAAGCAGUGGAAGGACAACGUCAAUCUGGCGUGGAGCAUUGCGCCUUACCUGGCCCUGCAGCUGCCUGCCAGGUUUAAACACACUGAAGCAAUCGUAUCAGAGGUGACUCGCCUAGUGCGUCUGGAUCCAGCUGCUGUUUGUGAUGUCCCUGAAGCAGUCAAGUUCCUGGUGACGUGGCACACAAUCGAUGCCGACUCUCCGGAGCUGACUCACAUCCUGUGCUGGGCACCUGCAGAUCCACCUACGGGGCUGUCCUACUUCUCCUCUAUGUACCCUCCUCACCCGCUUACGGCACAAUAUGGGGUCAAAGUCCUCCGUUCGUUCCCCCCAGACGCCAUCUUGUUUUACAUCCCUCAAAUUGUCCAAGCGCUUCGCUAUGACAAGAUGGGUUACGUGAGGGAGUACAUUUUGUGGGCUGCUCAGAAGUCACAGCUCCUUGCCCACCAAUUCAUCUGGAACAUGAAGACCAACAUCUACCUGGAUGAGGAAGCCCACCAGAAAGACCCCGACAUUGGUGACUUGUUGGAGCAAAUGGUGGAAGAGAUCACAGGCUCUUUGUCCGGACAUGCCAAGGACUUUUACCAGCGAGAGUUUGACUUCUUCAACAAGAUCACCAACGUGUCUGCCAUAAUCAAACCUUUUCCCAAAGGGGAGGAGCGGAAAAAGGCCUGUCUGGAAACACUGUCCCAAAUCAGAGUCCAGCCUGGCUGCUAUCUACCCAGCAACCCUGAGGCCAUUGUGUUAGAUAUAGACUACAAAUCAGGGACACCAAUGCAAAGUGCUGCUAAGGCUCCUUACCUUGCCAAAUUCAAAGUGAAGAGGUGUGGUGUCAGCGAGCUCGAAAAAGAAGGUCUGCGUUCUUGCUCCGACUCUGCCGAUGAGGGGACAAGUGAAGAGGAGGCCAAGAGAAUCUGCUGGCAGGCGGCCAUCUUCAAAGUGGGCGACGACUGCAGACAAGACAUGUUGGCGCUUCAGAUCAUCAGUCUGUUCAAGAAUAUUUUCCAGCUGGUGGGCUUGGACUUGUACGUGUUCCCUUACAGAGUGGUGGCGACAGCUCCGGGAUGUGGCGUGAUUGAGUGCAUUCCAGACUGCAAGUCCCGGGAUCAGCUUGGCCGCCAGACGGACUUUGGCAUGUACGAUUAUUUCCGCAACCAGUACGGCGAUGAAUCCACGCUGGCGUUCCAGAAGGCACGAUACAAUUUCAUCCGCAGCAUGGCAGCGUACAGCCUGCUGCUCUUUCUGCUGCAGAUUAAAGAUCGGCACAAUGGAAACAUCAUGUUGGAUAGCCAGGGACACAUCAUCCACAUUGAUUUUGGCUUCAUGUUCGAAAGCUCUCCAGGCGGUAACCUGGGCUGGGAACCUGACAUCAAGCUGACGGACGAGAUGGUGAUGAUCAUGGGUGGGAAGAUGGAAGCCACGCCCUUCAAGUGGUUCAUGGAGAUGUGCGUGAGGGGCUACCUGGCAGUCAGACCCUACAUGGAUGGUGUAGUCUCUUUGGUGAACCUCAUGUUGGACACUGGGCUCCCCUGCUUUAGAGGGCAAACCAUCAAAUUGCUCAAACAGCGCUUCAACCCUGGUUUAAGUGAGAAAGAAGCAGCUGCCUUCAUUAUUAAAGUCAUCCAGAACUGCUUCCUGAGCAGUAGGAGUCGAACCUACGACAUGAUCCAGUAUUACCAAAACCAGAUCCCCUACUAA
Nerophis lumbriciformis (worm pipefish) is the source of this 6249-nucleotide messenger RNA. The record is from RefSeq and is a predicted model, not a curated record. Lineage: Eukaryota; Metazoa; Chordata; Actinopteri; Syngnathiformes; Syngnathidae.